AUGACUGACACCUCCGAUCUCAGAAAGACCAUAGACCUCUUACCCGGAGACCUAUAUGUCGAGAUCCUAAAAUCUUUCAGGAAAUUCGGUGUUUUCGGAUGUCAAAUUGCCAUCAUACGAGAGAUUGAUGGUGAAGUCGAACCUUUGGGUGUGUCUUAUCCUAUGGGUACGCAUGAUGGCGAACGGGACGUAGUGGGAGCGGACAUAUUCCCACUUGGCCGAUCGAGCCUGUUCAUCACCCUAGUAGCACUACACAAAGCACUUGAAUUGAAGGGAUACGAUGUGAACACACCCCUCAAAGAAGUCUUACCUGAAUUGGAUAUAGAGGGUGAAGGUCUACACGAAGUGAAAAAUUGCAUUGACAUCUUGAAUUUCAAGAAGUGUUCAUCCGAUGAGAUUGAUGGACCCGCCGAGACAAUCAUCGAACAAUUGACUUACAGGGAUUACGCCACUUUCGUUCAAGAGGAGAUCUUCAAGGCUUGUAACAUGAAAUGCUCGAAAUUCAAGCAUGGGGUGAUAUGGAGUAAUGGAAGAGACUUAAUCACCGAGAGAGCCUCACAAAUAGGCUUGGCCAAAGGUACUUACGAUGGCGAAGAAGUGUAUGAGAUCGCAUCAGAAGAUGAUCAGUAUGGAAAUCUGACUAUGAUAAUGAAAGGGCACAAGACCAAAUUUAUCGUUCUUUACAGGAAGGUUGAUGAGGAACGACAUGGAGGAAAGGAAGAUUUCUUGGCUUGUUUGAAACUGAGGUUGAUCGAACAUUUCUCCAAACUUGGCAUCCUAUAA
This is a messenger RNA of Kwoniella botswanensis, 783 nucleotides long. RefSeq lists its product as uncharacterized. The transcript has 3 exons. The record is from RefSeq and is a predicted model, not a curated record. Lineage: Eukaryota; Fungi; Basidiomycota; Tremellomycetes; Tremellales; Cryptococcaceae. Bases 1 to 783 code for a protein of 260 amino acids.